Molecule: messenger RNA, 729 nt
Organism: Guillardia theta CCMP2712
Lineage: Eukaryota; Cryptophyceae; Pyrenomonadales; Geminigeraceae
Exons: 7
Coding region: 1-729 (242 amino acids)
Source: RefSeq, a predicted model, not a curated record
AUGGCUGUUGACGAGAGCAGGCUAGACCUUGGCCUGGGGUCUUUGUUCGCUAAUCUUGGACUUGGGCUUGGAGACGAUGGAGCACAAUCGGUGUAUUCGGGCGUACGAUCGUUUGCGGGGACCUCGGGCAGCAAGAAGAUUAGUCCUGCUACCAAGAAAUAUGAAUGGAAAGAGUCAGGGGGGCGAAGGGACAUUAAGAGGGCUGAGAGUGAGGACACAGCAGCUGUUGUUGCAAGGUGGUUUCAAGAGCGAGAAGCCAGCGUGAAGGCGCUUUAUGCCGACUCUCAGAAAGAAUCGCUCAGCAUUGAGCUACAACAGCUCAAGAUGGCAAGAUCAUUGAGUGCAGGAAGACGAGAAAGGAAAAAGAACGAAGCCGUCUAUGAGAAGAGGGAGGGAAAGGUGCAGAUCGUAAGGAAGAGCGUCCUCACCAUUGAAGAGAGGAGGGAGCACUACGAAUGGACGCCAACCAUGCUCAUGCAUCGAGACGACUGCACGUGCUCUGUGUGCUCUAAGAGGAUCAGGGAUGCAGCGAGAACGUUGCGGCACCGAACUCUGAAUGCGAAUGAGUUGGAGGAGACGAGGAAGCGACUGAACGAGCUAUGGUGCAGGAAGCAGACUGAGAAUUUGGGAGAGGACUCGGAAGUAUGGAAACAGAUACUACAGGAGAAGCUGAACUUGACAAGGCUAACAAAGGGCAUGGCUCCCUACAAGACUCCUAUAGACAUCUGA